Molecule: messenger RNA, 600 nt
Organism: Kwoniella botswanensis
Lineage: Eukaryota; Fungi; Basidiomycota; Tremellomycetes; Tremellales; Cryptococcaceae
Exons: 3
Coding region: 1-600 (199 amino acids)
Source: RefSeq, a predicted model, not a curated record
AUGCCAGGGCAGAUUAACUACACUUCUGGAUCGUUAGGCAGGGCAAAGAAGGUCCGCAUCGGCAAGCGUAGGGUGAAGAACCUCCCCAAACAGCUUUUCGGACGCCACAGGUAUAAUCCGCUGAUAUUGGAAGAGGUCGAACGACACUCAGUGACUUCAUCAUCAUCCGCUAGUUUGGUGUUUCAAGAAUACGAGGAGGACAGACGAAACGAGAUUCAAUGGGAUUAUUCAUGGGCAAGGGAGAUUGAAAGGGAGAGAAGGGUAAGGCGGUCAGGCUCAGCACCUGAAGUUCAUCAGAGAAGACCCCAAGCAAAAGACCAAGUACUUAGCCAGCAAGCCAAACAAUCUGGCGACACUGUUGCCACCUUGGCUCUCUCAAGACAACAGACAGGAGACCAAGCCUUGAAAAACCAACCGCAAUCUUCCUUCAAAUGUGUGCGAACUGCUCCCCAUGCCUCCAAGCUCAAGAACAUUUCCUGCGAUAGAUUACAAUCAAGAACAAUCCACACCUUUGGCCACAACCAAUUGAAUAGGCAAUCUCAGGUUAUCGCACAAAACAAAAAAAGAGACCGAAGUGGCGGAUUGAAGGGUUUACAUUAG